AUGGUGAAUAUCGUGCAUCCCAGCCGGAUCCAGAACAUCCAGUUGGCAGCCCAGCCAUCGGACGGAAAUGUCAAUGGCAAACACUCUACCAAUAGUAGUGAAGGAAGUGGCCCUUACUAUUGGAAUGCCUUCCACUACGACAACCCUCUGAAGGAGUAA
Messenger RNA from Phytophthora nicotianae INRA-310, 159 nucleotides. RefSeq lists its product as hypothetical. The record is from RefSeq and is a predicted model, not a curated record. The transcript is spliced from 2 exons. NCBI's taxonomy places the organism in Eukaryota, Oomycota, Peronosporomycetes, Peronosporales, Peronosporaceae. The coding region runs from base 1 to 159 and encodes 52 amino acids.